AUGGUCCACACAGGAGCAGUCAUGUCUGGUCUGAUAAACUUCGAGUCUCUGGAGAAGGAGCUGCGUGGAGCCGUUCAGUCGGAGGAAAGAUACCAGAGAGAGAACACCGCCAAACUGAGAGCUGUGGAGCAGAGGGUGGGCUCCUACGAGGACUUCAGGUCCCUGGUCCUGGCCUCUCACCUGAAGCCGCUGCAUCGACACGAGCUGCAGGGGGCGCCACGGAGGCAGCCCUGGAACCCCAUCGCUGCGGGCACCGGGACCCGGGACGUGGAGACCAGAGAGACCUCUUCAUACAGUCAGGACCAGACCGACUCAGACCAGACACAGAACAAAGUGGGACUAAACCAGGACUAA
This is a messenger RNA of Knipowitschia caucasica, 354 nucleotides long. The record is from the annotation of a GenBank genome assembly. NCBI's taxonomy places the organism in Eukaryota, Metazoa, Chordata, Actinopteri, Gobiiformes, Gobiidae.